AUGGCUGUCUCCGCGCCUCCCGUCAUCCCCGCAACUUCCAGCGGCGGCGCGGGGGGUUCGGCGGGCUUGUUCCGGGCGGACCCGCUUUACUCCAGCCCCGCGGAGUCCCCGCGUCUCACCAAUAGCCUCGUUAACAGUUUCCUCUCCGCCGGCAGCGGCGGGGCCGGCGCGGGAGGCGGCGGCAGCGGGGGCGGCGGCGGCAACGAGUGUAAGAUGGUCGACCUGCACGGGGUGAAGGUGGCCUCGUUCCUCGUGGAGGGACAGGAGCUGAUCUGCCUGCCGCAGGUCUUUGAUCUCUUCCUCAAGCACCUGGUGGGAGGGCUGCACACGGUCUACACCAAGCUGAAGCGGCUGGAUAUAUCGCCCGUGGUCUGCACGGUGGAGCAGGUCCGCAUCCUGAGGGGGCUGGGGGCCAUCCAGCCCGGCGUCAACCGCUGCAAGCUCAUCACCAGGAAAGACUUCGAAACUUUGUACAACGACUGCACCAACGCGAGGAAAAAAAGAGAAAUGAAUCUGUUAGGGGCUCUACAUCACUCACGACCAGGAAGGCCCCCAAAGCGCUCCCUGGGAGUCGCCAUACAAGAAAAUGCACGGCUCCUGCCCCAUGGAGUUCCAGGCCUCUUAUCACCAGGACUUAUCUCUCCAACAGGUCUGACAGCAGCUGCCAUGGCAGAGGCUAUGAAGUUACAAAAAAUGAAACUUAUGGCAAUGAACAGCCUUCAUGGGAGUGGAAGUCAAAAUGGAACAGAAUCAGAAAAUGAAGAGCUCAAUUCUAAUGCAGGUGGGAGUGAAUCCUCCUGGGAUAAAGAGAAGCUUCAGUCUCCCAUUACAACAGGAUCUCAGCACAGCAUUGCUCAUCCCACCCUGUCAGGGCAGUCAAGCCUUGGAAGUGCUCACCCACUCAGUCCUCUCCAGCAGAAUCACCUGCUCACCAACAGGAUAGACCUGCCCUUUAUGAUGAUGCCCCAUCCUCUGCUUCCCGUCAGCCUACCUCCCGCCUCGGUUGCCAUGGCCAUGAACCAGAUGAACCACCUCAACACCAUUGCCAACAUGGCAGCAGCAGCCCAGAUGCACAGCCCACUUUCCAGGGCAGGGGCCUCUGUUAUAAAGGAAAGGAUCCAGGACAGUCCCUCUCCAGCUCCAUCUCUGGAGGACACUCAGCGUCCUGGCAGCCACGCAUCCUCCCACCAGAGCAGCAGCAUCUCCAGCUCCCCCUCCCAGUUGGACAACACACCAGACAGAAUUGAAGAGGUCCAAAUUGCCAUUCCAAUAAUGAAACCAACCUUAGAUAAAGUCCAACUGGCUGGACAGGCCUUGCCUCCUGGAUUCCCGGCGCCGUUUCUUUUUGCUGAUGGUCUCUCAUCAGUAGAAACACUAUUAACCAACAUUCAGGGCCUACUGAAAGUGGCUGUGGACAACGCGAGAGUCCAGGAAAAGCAGAUACAGCAGGAAAAGAAAGAGUUAAAGAUGGAGCUUUGUAGAGAAAGAGAACUGAGAGAGAGCUUGGAAAGGCAACUCACAGCUGAGCUGCAAAGCAGAGCAACAAUUCAGAAACGCUUGAAGAAAGAAAAAAAGGCAAAGAGAAAAUUGCAGGAAGCUUUGGAAUUUGAAUCAAAGAGAAGAGAACAAGUGGAACAGGCACUUAAACAGGCCACAUCAGGUGACGGUCUCAGGAUGUUAAAUGAUGCUGGAAUCCCAGACAUGGAACUAGAACACAACGGGACCCAACAUGACAGUGCAGCAAUGCAAGGAGGUAGCUAUUACUGGAUAGCAAUGGCACAAUGAUUUUAAGCCACAAAGGUCCUCACUGGCUGUACAUCAUACAAGUCCAGUUUAUCACUGAAACUGUUCAACAUGGAGCUGUUUCGAUUGUGUUUAUAAAUUAAGCUUUGUUUACUGAAGCAGAUACUCGAUAUA
Messenger RNA from Calypte anna (Anna's hummingbird), 1917 nucleotides. It is a transcript of the gene DACH2, whose product is annotated as dachshund family transcription factor 2. The coding region runs from base 1 to 1785 and encodes 594 amino acids. Lineage: Eukaryota; Metazoa; Chordata; Aves; Apodiformes; Trochilidae. The transcript has 12 exons. The record is from RefSeq and is a predicted model, not a curated record.